AAUGCACUUCGCUACUCGCUGCUUUUGUUCCCUACGUCAGUCUUGCGUCAGUGUGCGGAACUGAAGAGAAAUGUCGUCGCGUUGGUGGAGGUUUUAGUUUCUUUCAAGUUAAUUUCAGUGUUGUAAAAUUUGGAGCUAUUUUACAAAGCAGAUAGACUUUACAAUGGCUGCCUGUGGACCCUCUAAAGCUGAGUUUGUGGUUGGUGAAAAAUAUCGUUUAGUGAGGAAAAUCGGUAGUGGUUCUUUCGGGGACAUUUAUUUGGGAAUCAACAUCACAAAUGGAGAGGAAGUGGCUGUAAAGCUUGAGCCUGUAAGAGCAAGACAUCCACAACUAUUGUUUGAAAAUAAGCUGUACAAGAUUCUUCAUGGAGGAAUUGGUAUCCCACACAUUAGAUGGUUCGGCCAGGAGCGGGACUACAAUGUCCUCGUCAUGGACCUGCUGGGCCCCUCCCUCGAAGACCUGUUCAACUUCUGCUCGCGGCGCUUCACGAUCAAGACGGUGCUGAUGCUGGCGGACCAGAUGAUCGGCCGCAUCGAGUACGUGCACUGCAAGAGCUUCAUCCACAGAGACAUCAAGCCCGACAACUUCCUCAUGGGCAUCGGCAGGCACUGCAACAAGCUGUUCCUCAUUGACUUCGGGCUGGCCAAGAAAUUCCGUGACUCUCGCACUCGGAUGCACAUUAUUUAUCGAGAAGACAAAAACCUCACAGGCACAGCUCGAUAUGCCUCUAUCAAUGCACAUCUAGGAAUUGAACAAAGUCGCAGAGAUGACAUGGAGUCACUAGGCUACGUCUUGAUGUACUUUAACAGAGGGGCCCUGCCUUGGCAAGGACUCAAGGCCGCUACUAAGAAACAAAAAUAUGAGAAAAUUAGUGAGAAGAAAAUGUCAACGCCUGUUGAGGUGUUAUGUAAGGGCUUCCCCGCUGAGUUUGCAAUGUACCUCAACUACUGUCGAGGGCUGCGCUUUGAAGAGGCCCCCGACUACAUGUACCUCCGGCAGCUGUUCCGCAUUCUGUUCCGCACACUGAACCACCAGUACGACUACACAUUCGACUGGACCAUGUUGAAACAGAAGGCUGCCACAUCGGCCGCAGGGGGUGGGUCGGCGGGGACCACUGGUAAUAUAGGUGGUGCCGGUGCGUCUACGAAUGUGGCCGCAACAGGGGGUGACAAGGAUGUGGUAUAUGCGGCAUCGACAUAAACCCGAAACAAUAAGUAGCACCAGGAAACCGUUAGGGUAACCGAGUCAACAAAGUGCCGUGGCACAUUUAGUUCAUCUCCAUAUUUUGUGAUCAUCUUUGAAAGAAGAUGUUUCCGCAUUGUUUCCGCAAGAAUGGACUUAUUCAACUGUGGAAGGAGUGUGUGAGUGAUGUCAGUCAAGAAGAACCUUUAAACUUAAUUUUUUUCUUUACAUUUACUGGUUACUUUUGAUCCCGAAGACCGCGACUUUGCUGUACUUUAGUUCAUCAAUUUGUAUAAUACAGUCAGUAACUCCCUCCAAAAUCUUUGUUUUGAUGGAAUUGAAAAGCAUGGUGACUGUUAAUUCAGGCACAUGGUUUUCUUUUUGAUGCUAAUGUUAUGUUUUAAUCUAAGCAUUGUUCCUAUCAUUCACUUGAGUGAUAACAACUUUUUUUUUCUUUUGAUUUUGGAUCAUUUUUUCUGAACCUUUGAUUCAACCACUUAAUUUAUUUUUUUACCUUUAAGGUGAUUUCAUUACCACAUGAAAUAUUUCAGUGGGGUUAAAACUCCUGCCUCUUGGAUGUUGGCAUCCUUAAAUUGUAAUUUAGUGGCUCUCGUCCACUUCAAUAUUUCAAAUACAUACUAUUCUCAAACCUGUUAUCAUUUUUAUUAAAACAUUCGCUUCACACUUCCACAAUGUAUGUCUCUUUUAACAAAAUAAAAUGCCCCAAAGUAAAUUAAGAGUAAGUGUAUAUUUUGUUCUCGACCAGUAUGGGAUAUUCAUAACAAUUCUUUGUGCGCUGGCUUUUCUUAAACUCUCCUUUGUUGCUAAAAAUUUUUGUUCUAAAUUCUGUGUCUAUUGGAGAGCAUACAUGCAGCUGUUGUUUGCAUCAUGGUUCAUGAUUUACUGGUAUUCUUCUUAGACAUUUAGCUGAACUUCUGCCAUGGAAAUAUUCCCCUACAUGACUGAAUUUACUGCCAAGCUUCAUAUUAUCAUAGUAACUAGCACAUAUUUCUGUGUUUCUGAAUGCUACUUUAUGUUUCUAACAAAAUCUUUUUACUUCUGACAAACUUCAUUGGAGGAUGCUAAAUUACCAUUUCCCCUAAUAUCUUAAUAAGCCUUGUCAGUGAACAAGCUCUGCAAUGGACUGCAGUUUCUUUGUACAGUUAAACAUGCUUGUUUUAAUUAUUUACUGAAUGUACUUUACUAUGAGACAAUUUAAGUUAUUGUACUGUAACUGAAUACAUAUAGUGCAAUAUGAUGGGCUUAUUAAUUAGAAUGUUCAUCUAAGAUUGUCUGAAUGUGUUAUCAACAUUAAAUGUGCACUUUUGUUCAUUCAUGUGUUCUUUUUUUUUUCUAUGGAUGUUUUUUACUGUAUAGGUUUUAAUGCACCCUCCAAUAUGGUCAUGAGCAAUUGUUAACGUUUGAGAUCUGUGACAAAAGAGAGAUAUUGCAUCAUGUUAAGCUGGCAAGUCAAUUCCCACCUCUGUACAAAGUUGAGGAUAUCUGCUGAAGCUUCUGUUGACCUACAUCAUCUACAUUAGGGUCCUGUGCUAUUUAUGAAUAAUUUUUUUGUGUGGGUGUGGUGUGUAGCAACCAAUUAUUGGUUGUUAAUCUGUCCCUGCUUGUGACUUCACCUUUUUUUAAAACAAAUUACAUAAGUAAUUACUAAGAACUAAGUGUGGCCUAGGACAGUGAAAGGUGUGACCGUGAUAGGUGAUACCCUUUCUAUGUUGGUUGCCCUUUAUAUUUGUUAUAUAAACAGUUAGGUUCCGGGACAGCUAAUGUUUGAGAAAAUUUAGUAGCUGGCUUUUGUAAAUAUCUCACCAUCUCCACUAACUGACAUGGAAAACCAGAUACCUGCCAUUUGCAGAUAAUUUGUUUUCUCCCUCAAUUUGACUUUGCCAAUGUGAAGAUUAAGUUUUUGUUCUGCUAAAUUGGCUUAUGCCUCCAUUAGACAUUGGAUUUAAUAUUGUCUUUGAGGCUAGCAAAACUAAGGCUGUGAUAAACCUGUACUAUGCUAAUCAACAUGAUGCAUCUUUGUCUAGCAUAAACGUGCCUGGUCUCAAAGCUUUGUUAAAUCUUGUACAAUGUUACUUUGAGAACGGUAGUCUCUAUGCUGCUACUGGCUGACGCGAUCUCCAGUCAUGUUAGCUUAUUUAUCAUGUCAUUUUAGGUUAAGUUUACUUCAAGCACAUGGCUAGAGAUGCAAUGGCAUCAAAGGAAGGCAUGGGUUUUCCGUUCCAUUUUCAUUUGAUGCCAUUGCCAUACAAAUCUGUGAGCGCCUUUGUUAACUAGACAAUGGAAUGAGCUCUUUUAAAAUGUAUAGAGUUUAUCUGGUGUGUUUUGUUAGUGGACUUUGUAAGUAAGCAUCAUCAUUGUAAAUAUUAUGCAUUAAUGUAAGUAUAUACAGUAACUAAUGAGGAGUAGGAAUCAAACUUGUGUUUAGGAUUUUAAUAAAUUACCAAAUUUAAAGAUUGAGUAAUUUUCCUUUGAAAAACUCGGAUAUUUGUUUUAGACAUUUUGUUGUAAUGCGCCCCUUUCCCCCCUUUUUUUUAUGAGACCUUUACCUUGUUUCAUGUUUUCCUUUCCCCGCCCUUUUUUUAUCUGUUGAUCAUUGUUUUGCCCCAAUUAUUGGUCCCUCCUACUGAUGUGACCAGUACUGAUAUCAGAAAGUUGAACAUGUAUAAUGAAUUGUAAUAAAAAAAAGAAAAAUCCU
Molecule: messenger RNA, 3899 nt
Organism: Thrips palmi
Lineage: Eukaryota; Metazoa; Arthropoda; Insecta; Thysanoptera; Thripidae
Product: casein kinase I
Exons: 9
Coding region: 164-1201 (345 amino acids)
Biological process (GO): signal transduction; peptidyl-serine phosphorylation; negative regulation of canonical Wnt signaling pathway
Cellular component (GO): nucleus; cytoplasm
Molecular function (GO): protein serine/threonine kinase activity; ATP binding
Source: RefSeq, a predicted model, not a curated record